Endocarpon pusillum Z07020 is the source of this 3552-nucleotide messenger RNA. RefSeq lists its product as uncharacterized. NCBI's taxonomy places the organism in Eukaryota, Fungi, Ascomycota, Eurotiomycetes, Verrucariales, Verrucariaceae. The record is from RefSeq and is a predicted model, not a curated record. Gene Ontology annotation, cellular component: cytoplasm; fungal-type vacuole membrane. The transcript has 2 exons. Gene Ontology annotation, biological process: vesicle-mediated transport; endosomal vesicle fusion; autophagy. Bases 1 to 3552 code for a protein of 1183 amino acids.
AUGACAGUGGAUGAUUUUGAUAGCGUUCCAAGGAAAAGAAGACGGCUAGACAGGCCUGAUGUACAGCCCUACGUUCUUAAACCGCUCCUGCAAAAUGUUCGUCUUGCCGACGACGACUCUGCGGAGGCCGUCCAUAUCAACUGCGUUGAAUACUGGAAUGACAAUCUUUACAUAGGAACAUCCGCCUCGGAGAUACUUCACUAUGUGUCUCUUCCUGCAGAGCCAUCAGACGAUUCAAGCGAGCCUACCUUUAUUGAAGCGUCGCGACUGCACCCUGCCGGGUAUGGAAACGAAGGUAUAUUGCCAGAAGCCCAAGGGGUGAAGAGCAUCACUAUUUUGCCAGCAGCUUCCAGAGCUUGUAUUCUUUGCAACGGAACCGUUUCAUUUUAUACAUUACCAGAGCUAAGUCCUGCUCCGAAUGGAAGAGAGGUGCAAGGCUGUCAGUGGGUGGGCGGCAUAGAUCUGAAUCAAGAAGAACAACAGGAUAAUGGCCCUCAGGAUCUUAUGGUUGCCAGUGCUAGACGUAUAACCAUUGUAAGAGUUGGUGACAAGAUUCAGGGGCUCAAGAACAUCCAAUUUCCCGGAUGUCUCAAAUCAGUCCGAAGAGAUACGAUCGCUUGCGUGGCUGAUGGCGAGAAAUACGCCUUGUUGGAAGUGGAACAUCAGCAGAAGAUUCCGCUCUUCCCUAUCUCAUCCCUCGAAGAUUCGCAAGAUGUCAGCGUCAGUGGCGUCGAGGCUUUGCCAGCGCUUGAUGCACCUUUGCCUACCAGAACUUCUUCUCUAGCUCAACAUGACCCUCUAGCAGGGAACACGUCUAGGCACAACAGGAACUCCAGUCUUGGUAAUCUUGUGUCAGGAUUGGGCAAAAGGCAGCCAAGUCCGACAGCGGACAGCUCUACACGAGAAAGACCAGCAUCCCCCAAUUCUGGACUUAGAAGUCUCUCACUAAACAAAGCUCCUUCACACACAAGGAAUGUCUCCUCCACAGCUCCGCAACAAAGUUUGCUCUCUCAGACACCUAGCUCACCCGCUACGGUACCUGUGACCCCAAAAGGUGAAUCAAAGAGCCAUGCAGUGAUUCUACAGCCUCAUAUUCUGUCUCUUACACGAAACGAAUUUCUUCUGACCACUGGUACGACCAGGAACGAGCCAGGGGUAGGCAUGUUUGUCAAUCUCGAAGGAGACGUGGUUCGAGGAACUGUCGAGUUUGCAAAUUACCCAGAAUCGAUCGUACUUGACCGAUCUGCGAUGAAUCUUAACCCAUCAGCUGCACAGGAGCCGAGUUCUGCCUUAUUGUGUGUCAUGAUGGGAUCCGACGUAGGCGAGGGCGCAGGAAAAAUAAUACAGCUUCUAUCACUUUCUUUCGAUUCUGGUGCUAUGAUGAAAUCUAGCGACUUAAUCAAUGUACCUGAAGGAAGCCGGCAUGUAGGCAUCAAAGACACUACGAGCGCGAUAAUCCAUGGAUUUCAUCAGGUCGGUAAAUUACUGCGACUGGUCCGAGUGCACAUAGCAGAGUACGGGGAGCUGGAGACAGGAAGUGCUUCUAGGCUUACCCAAGCUGGUGAUGUGACACCAGAAUGGGAAGUCAAGAGAAACAAAGAGGAAGCUGACUUUGCCCAGACAUUCGGCAAGACUAGGAGCCAAGUCAUUGUGUGGUCCGACAACACUCUGCUUUGCUUGAAUCAGAAUCCUUUGAUUCUGCAAUUAGAGGCUGAGCUGCAAGUAGCCCGUGAUGUUGACGAGGAGGAGGUUGUGACAGAAAUAUUUGAGAAGUUGCGCGAUCUGGAAGUUCGAACAGAGACCGACUUUCUGAGCUUUAACUACAUCCGACAGAAGGCUAGUUUGAUCAUGUUGGCGAAAGUGAUGGCAAGCAAUCUGGCUGAUUCCAUGCUUACAGCGAUGAAGUCGGCAGAAAAUAUGCUGAUUGAAAGCAAUCUCGACCCUCGCAUAGUGAUGUUAUUGACCCCUAUGCUCAAAGAAGAAGCGUUACAGGGACCUCAAGGUAUUUGGCUUCCAGCAGGCCUUGCUGGCCUGGUAGAGGGCAUGCUAGAGUCUGGAACGAUAGCAGCCGAAGAUGUCACAACAGAGUUUUGGCAGAUGGUGAAGCGGUACAUGGCGAUUUGGCAGGGCAAGAGAGGAUUUGGAAGCAUCACAGAUGAACAAUACGUCUUUGACAGUGUCGAUGCUGGGCUCCUCCAUGUGCUAUUACAUCUUGAGCAGUCACUCCCUCGGAGCUCUUCCGCUGCUUCAUCGAUCCGAACAAAGCUUUACAAUGUCGUGGAUAAUUGGAAGGGAGAUUUCGAUCGUGCUGUCGUGUUACUAGAGGACUAUCGAAGACUCUUCCCACUUAGCCGAUUGUACCAGAGCCGAAGACUUGCAAGGGAUGUUCUCGCUACCUGGAAAAGAGUCAUCAAUGGUGAAGUCGAUGGCGUAGGCGAGCUAAAUCCCGAGUCCGCUGAAGUGCAAAUGCGGCGCUAUCUUGUCAACAUCCGCGAUACAGCUCUAGUACAGGAAUACGUACUUUGGCUAGCACAGAAAAACCCUGAUCUUGCAGUCGAAGUUCUUACCGACGAUAAGAGUAGGGUCAGUUUCCCGCCACCCCUUGCCCUUCAGCUUCUCAAGAAGGAUGCUCCUGGCGCCGUUCAGAAUUAUCUCGAAUAUUUGGUUUUCAACAAAGGCAGUUCCAGAUAUGCCGAUGAUUUGAUCGCGUAUUAUCUGGAUUCAGUUCUCAGUGUCCUUGAAUCGUCCGAGGCGGCACGUGAAUCUCUUGCGCAAUCAUAUUCUACGUAUCGUGCUCUUGAGCCACCGAAGCCGACGUAUCUGAAUUUCAUCCAUGAGAAUGCUCCUCCAGAACCCUGGUGGCAGUCUCGCCUUCGUCUUCUACAACUCCUUGGAGGUGGUCACUACGCCUCAGCUAGUACAUCAGCAGAAUCGGAGCUCGCAUAUUCCAUUCCGACCGUCCUUGCUCGUCUCGCUCCAUUUUCCAAGUAUCUUGUUUCGGAAUCUAUCAUCCUAGAUGCUCGUCAGGGAAGACACCGGCAAGCGCUGAGCCUUUUGACUCAUGGGCUUGGCGACUAUGAUACUGCCGUGCGUUAUUGCUACUUCGCUGGCCCUCAGUCCGCAAGACCUGGCCCUAUUGACGAAUCACAACUGCCAACUUUCGAGGUGCAGAAAGACCUCUUUGAUGCUCUCCUGGAUGAUUUUCUGUCCAUCGAGGACUCAUCUGCUCGUCUUGACCGAUCGAGUGAAUUGUUAGCUAAAUUCGCGAACUGGUUUGAUCCAAUUGUGGUGUUGCAGAAAGUUCCAGGGGACUGGAGUGUGGACGUUCUCGCAGAGUUCCUACUCAGGACUAUGCGCGCGCUACGAGGGGAAAUGUUGGAAGCAAGUGUCGUGAAGGCUCUAAGCGCGGCAGAGUACUUGAGGAAGCAGGCUGAAUUUGUUGAAGUCUGUGAAAAGCUGGGAGCAAGAAUGGAAGGCGAGAGAGCACUAGACACGGAGGGUGCCAUUGAAAUUGCUGCUGCGUUAUCAAACGGCGAUGGUCCUGAUGUUUGA